UGUAAAUGUCAGUUCAAAGGAUAUUGCUUACCUUUUCAAGUGUUUAUUUAUAAUUCUUUAAAAUAAACUUGUGUUUGUUAUUGUUACAGUGUAAAUUGUUAUCCUUUGAAUUUCUAAUACCACUUCAUCAAUUUCACAUAUUCAGACCUGCAUUCGAUGCUGGAAGUAAAAGAUGAGCAGCCAACAUCAGUAUAUGACGGUGAACAACUCCCCCAGCACCAGGGUUGGAGAUAUUGAACAUAUAAGCCAUCUGUCGGAGCAUAUUGGGUCUCUGUGCCUAUCCUCAGAGUACUCAGAUGUGACUCUGAUAGUAGAGGGUCAGAGGAUCCCUGCCCACAAGGUGAUCCUUGCGGCCAGCAGUGAUUACUUCAGAGCUCUGCUGUAUGGAGGCAUGAGAGAAGCCAACCAGGCUGAAGUAGAACUGCAAGCACCUCUCCAGGCCUUUAAAGCAUUGUUACGAUAUGUUUAUUCCGGGCACAUGGGGCUGUCGCUGCUGCGUGAGGACACAGUGCUGGAUAUGCUGGGUUUGGCGCACCAGUUCAACUUCCAGGAGCUGGAGUCUGCUAUCUCAGACUAUCUGCGACAGGUGCUCGCGCUCAGGAAUGUCUGUGCAGUACUCGACGCCGCCAGACUGUAUGGAUUGGAGGCUCUGAUGGACUACUGCUACAACUUCCUGGACAGGAACGCCACUGAGGUGUUGCAGCAUGACUCCUUUCUACAGCUGUCUGUUGAAGCGCUGCAAGGUCUACUGGAGCGCGACUCGUUCUUCGCGCCCGAGGUGGACAUAUUUAAGGCGGUCUGCAACUGGUUCACCGCCAACCAGCAAUGGGUCAAGUCAGACAGUGGCAUGAUGCAAGUUGAGAAGAUCCUGAAGUGCGUGCGUCUGACGCUGAUGUCGCUGGAGGAGCUGCUGACGGCGGUGCGGCCGGUGGCGCUCGUCACUCCCGACAUGUUGCUGGACGCCAUCCACGACAAGACGCAGACCAAGAGCACCGACCUGCCGCAUCGCGGCUUCCUAUUGCCGGAGGAGAACGUGGCGACGGCGAAGCGCGGCGCGCGCGUGGUGUCGGGCGACAUGAGGUCGGCGCUGCUGGACGGAGACGUGGACAACUACGACAUGGAGCGCGGCUACACGCGACACACCAUCAGCGAGGCGGCCGACAACCCCGGCAUCACCGUGCGCCUCGCCACGCCCACCAUCCUCAACCAUCUGCGGCUGCUGCUCUGGGACCGCGACCACAGGUCGUACGCGUACUACAUCGAGGUGUCGGUGGACCAGCAGGACUGGGUGCGGGUGAUCGACCACAGCAACUACUUCUGCCGAUCCUGGCAGAACCUGUACUUCGAGGCCAGGGUCGUCCAGUACAUCAAGAUAGUCGGCACUAGCAACACUGUUAAUAAGGUGUUCCACGCGGUGUCGCUGGAGGCGCUGUACACUGCGCGCGUGCCGCCGCUCUGCAACGGGCUGGUGCGCCCCACGCACAACGUCGCCACUGUCGACCUCGCCGCUGUCGUCAUCGAGGGCAUCAGCCGAUGCCGCAACGCGCUGCUGAACGGCGACACGGAGCACUACGACUGGGAGCAGGGCUACACCUGCCACCAGCUCGGCUCCGGCGCCAUCGUGGUGCAGCUCGCGCAGCCCUACAUGCUCUCCUCCUUGCGCCUGCUGCUGUGGGACUGCGAUUACCGCCACUACUCCUACUACGUCGAGACCUCCGUCAACUACUGGCACUGGGACAUGGUCGCCGACCGCACGCGCGACCACUGCAGGUCGUGGCAGGUGAUCUACUUCAGUCCGCGGCCAGUCUCCGUCAUCCGUAUUGUCGGCACUCACAACUCUGUCAAUGAGGUGUUCCACCUGGUGCACCUGGAGUGUCCGGCGCAGGUGGAAGAGCCGCGUGAGGAGGCCGCCAACGGCAAGAAGCCUCGCUCCGACCGCGCCCUGCCUGCUCGUGCCGGCAGCAGCGUGAGCCCGGAGCGCGUGAGGGCGGCGUCCCCCACCGGGUCUGCGGAGUCCGCGGGCUCCACCAGCUCGGCGGGGUCGAGGGGCUCGCGGCGCAGCGUGCCUCCCGCAGAGACUGCCAAGGAGGCCGCCGAGACUUACGACGAGUGAGACAGCGCUCGCCGCGCGCACUGCCACUGCGUCUGACACGCUAUGACACACUCAUGACACCAGGAAAUGGUCCUCCGUCAUAGUAUGUCAGUCACCAAUCUGGAUAAUGUGACUAAGUGUAUGUGAUUAUAAAAAUCUCUUUUUUUCAGAUGUGGUUACGAAUUAAAUGCCGAUUUUUUUUGUAUCGACAUGACUGAAAUAUUUACGAAAGCGAAAUUUUACAAUAAAUUACAGUUCCAUUGAAUGUGCGAAUAUAAAAAGAAUAUUUAAAAUACAUAGGUAAGUAUUAUUUUUUAAUAGAAAUGUCUCUUGUGUUCAAACAACUUAAAAUAUAUUUGUUGCUUGUAACCUUAAAAAUCACUAUUUGUGUGUAUAUUUGAAAAAGUCUUGUUUUGUCAUUUUUGUUGUGUGAACAUAAAAUAGGAUUAAGUUUAAUUUUUAUCGCAACGACAUCUUUUUUUUAAGUUAUUUAGUGUGUAGUCUGUACCUUCUAGUCUCGCUUUGAUGUUUUAAAUUAUUUUUCUAGAGAUUUCCACUUUGUUGACGGAUUACAUUGUAAUUCGUAAACUUAUUUGUAUACAUCUUCUAAAAUAAAACAGCCAUACUUUUUAAAUGCCUAUUAUUCUGAUUUCUGGAAUGUAACGUAGUUUGCCUGAAAUUUUAAAAUAUUUAUUUUAAAGUUAUAAACAUUAAAUUCAAACUCGUACUGCCAGUCAAUAAUUUAAUAUUGACUUAAUCGGUGUGGAUGUUUUAUACAAGGUCUUGAGUAUUGUCUUAAUGAUUAACUGCACUGAGUAAGUAAAUCCACACAGGCCUAGAAAAUUUUAUUUCUCAAUGAUGUUCUACAGUAUAUUUCAAUUUGUCAAAUCAGUAUGAUUCCGUUGUAGUUUUGGUAGAUUUUGUUUAUCUAGAUUCACAGCAUAUGUUGUAAGCUUUAUUAAGCUAAGCAAUAUUUUCAUAGAAACUUUCAUUUGAAACUUGUAAUUGUGUGUGGCCUAAUUAUUUGAUUGUUAUAAUAUUUAGGUUAUAAGUUUAAUUUAUGUUAAAUAAUGUAUGUAUUUGAUAAGACGUUAAAUCAUACAAUUACAUAUUCACUGAUCUAUGAACAGGUUGUUGCUUGGCAAUUUUCAUUGCGUCUUAAACAUGCAAUUUGAUGUUACUGACAAAUAAAUAUACAACUAGUUAGCGCUAAAAUGUUGAAAAUCAAAUAGGCACAAAAUACCACAGCUUACAGCCUGUCCAUGUAUAAAGGUCAGUGAGAAUAAACCAAUAUUGUUUAUGGAUUUCCAUAUCAUAUAAUUCAGGGCAUACAAUGUUUUGAAUAUUGGGAUGGAGAAGCAGAGAUUAUAAAUUUUAAUUUUAUGUUCGAUAUGAUAUAGAUCUUAUAUUUAUGUAGAUUAGGUUUAUUUUAUAAGU
This is a messenger RNA of Papilio xuthus (Asian swallowtail), 3529 nucleotides long. RefSeq names its product BTB (POZ) domain containing 9 (gene BTBD9). The record is from RefSeq and is a predicted model, not a curated record. Gene Ontology annotation, biological process: adult locomotory behavior; modulation of chemical synaptic transmission; circadian behavior. Gene Ontology annotation, cellular component: cytoplasm. Gene Ontology annotation, molecular function: protein binding. Lineage: Eukaryota; Metazoa; Arthropoda; Insecta; Lepidoptera; Papilionidae. Bases 173 to 2113 code for a protein of 646 amino acids. The transcript is spliced from 15 exons.